GAGAGGGCGCCAAUUGGGCGAAUGUCUCCAUGUUCCUACAAGGGCGCACCUGUACCAGGUUCCCCGCCCCAAGUAAUCUUGCACCUCAAAGAGAAGCACUCUGACCCGAUUGCAGCUCAACUGCCUUCAUCAAUAACCACAUUGAACAGAUUCACAGUCUUCCUAAUGCAUGGACAGCCUGUUAGACGACCCUACAAAGGCUCAUGCCAUUGUGGUGCGACGCAAUACAUCGUCUUCCUCUCGUUUCCUCACACCUUACCUCCGGCGCGCGUCCCCAGAGCCGAAUCGCGAACACAUCAAGACUUCUACAGAUGCAACUGCACCACAUGCCACAAAGCCGGAAUCUUUCACAUGCGUCUCGCCUCAGCCCCGGAUGACUUUCUUCUCUUGAAGCCCCUCGACCCAUACAGCGACUUAGGCGACUACACAGUCUAUGAGAAAGACCUGCACUUUCUCUUUUGCAAAGGCUGUGGCAUGCGAUGCUUCACUUUUAUGGGAAAGGGCGAGGUGGCGGACGUAGAUCUAGCGGCCCUAGGAGUCGGUGCCGGGGCCGACUCCGGAUCGGAGAAGAAGGCCCGCAGCAAAUACGGGCCGGCGGCUACAGCGACGGCGGGCGAGAAGAGUAUGACAAAGGUGUGGAGACCGAAGAAGGAGGGAUGGGUGGAGGGCAAGAAGUUCGGAAGCUACUUGAGUGUUAACGGAUAUUCCGUCGACGCCGGCCAAGAGGGAUUCGAUCUACGCGAGAUAACGGAGAAGAAGUGGGUUGGAUAUUGCGAUUGGCUUGAGUUGCAUUCCGAAGGGUCUCAAGGGACUCGACAUGAUCGUCCCUGGGAAGGCGGCGCAUAUUGAGCUGGUGAGGUUGGUUCGAAAUGGGCCGGUUAGUCAAAUCCCGGAGUGAUAGGGGAAUGAAGCGAAUGCGUUGAAGUGGAGUUGAGCUGAAUGGCAAGCUGGUUGAAACCUGGCAUAUCUUGGUUACGCCCGGUAGGAGGGGGCUCAUCGGGAUAUGGAUUUCCUCCGCAUCCAUAAAAGAAUUCCGGCCCCUGAUACGAGCAUCGACUCUAACUUGCUCUCUUCGCUCCUUCGUAGUAUUAUUUCGUAACAAAUCUGCCGAUAGCUCUGAUAUCCAAGAUGAUUAGCACUAUAAUAAUGCACUAUUGACAUCCAUGCUCGAGUCGUUGUUGUUGUUGUUGUUGUUGUUGUAUUUAACGCCGUGGCGGCCGGGCUAGAGCCCUUACCGCAGACCUCCCGAAG
This is a messenger RNA of Colletotrichum acutatum, 1251 nucleotides long. RefSeq lists its product as uncharacterized. The record is from RefSeq and is a predicted model, not a curated record. The coding region runs from base 22 to 849 and encodes 275 amino acids. The transcript has a single exon. Gene Ontology annotation, molecular function: carbon-sulfur lyase activity. Lineage: Eukaryota; Fungi; Ascomycota; Sordariomycetes; Glomerellales; Glomerellaceae.